AUGGAAGCCGAUAGACAAGUAUUUGUCAAGUUUGUAGAUGGAAUCAAAGAAGCACUACAACAGGAAGACUAUGCUGUCGAAAAUGCUCUUCGAAUCAUAAUUAAACAAGAAGAAACAAAAAAAAUAAAAAUAAUAUUAUUAGAUAGAAAAAAUCGAGAUAUUUUGGUAAAAACAGAUGUUCAUGUUGACACCACCACCACCUGUACACAUGCGUCUCAACUUCAAUAG
Didymodactylos carnosus is the source of this 228-nucleotide messenger RNA. The record is from the annotation of a GenBank genome assembly. NCBI's taxonomy places the organism in Eukaryota, Metazoa, Rotifera, Eurotatoria, Philodinida, Philodinidae.